CAUUCAAUCCAAGUCACAACAACCACCCACCCACAACCACCACCAACAUGGAAACAAACCACCACAACAUGGGCGGGGCUCCGCCGCCACCGUCAUGGUUCAACGCCACCCACCCCCACCACAAAACCACGCUGAUGCACAUGACGUUCUACUGGGGCAAGCGAGUCCAGGUCCUCUUCACGGGUUGGCCCGGAAACAGCACCGCCAUGUACGCUUUAGCCCUGACCUUCGUCUUCGCUCUAGCCGUGAUCGUCGAGUGGCUCUCUCAAUGCAACUUGAUCAAGCCAGGCGCAAACCGGGUCGCAGCCGGGUUCUUCCAGACUGGGGUCCACACGAUUCGCGGGGCCAUUGCGUACUUGGUGAUGCUCGCUGUCAUGUCCUACAACGGCGGCGUUUUUCUGGCGGCGGUUUUGGGUCAUGCGGUCGGGUUUGCGGUUUUCGGUAGCGGGGUUUUUUUCAAGGGUAAACCGUAAUAUCUUCCUUCGAUCGAGUGUUGUGUUGAUGAUGAGGUUUAGGUACUGGGCCUGGGUUUGAAUAAUGGGUUCUUUUGUGUUUGGUCUCUAGGAUCGGGAAUGAAUGUUGUUGGGCUUACACUGUGGGCCCAACAAAAGAAAUGUUGAGAUUGCAGCUGUACUUCCUCUUUUUUUUUUUUUGAAAAAAUUACCAAAAAAAAAAGGCACUUGUAACAAAAUAAAUCUUAAUUUUUAAA
Messenger RNA from Camellia sinensis, 709 nucleotides. Its product is annotated as copper transporter 6. Gene Ontology annotation, molecular function: copper ion transmembrane transporter activity. The record is from RefSeq and is a predicted model, not a curated record. NCBI's taxonomy places the organism in Eukaryota, Viridiplantae, Streptophyta, Magnoliopsida, Ericales, Theaceae. Gene Ontology annotation, cellular component: plasma membrane. Gene Ontology annotation, biological process: copper ion transmembrane transport.